Molecule: messenger RNA, 1007 nt
Organism: Gracilinanus agilis (Agile Gracile Mouse Opossum)
Lineage: Eukaryota; Metazoa; Chordata; Mammalia; Didelphimorphia; Didelphidae
Gene: C3H21orf91
Product: chromosome 3 C21orf91 homolog
Exons: 6
Coding region: 120-1007 (295 amino acids)
Source: RefSeq, a predicted model, not a curated record
GGCCGACGGAGCCUGGUCCCGGGCAGAUACCUGCAUUUGUCCAUGUAUCUGUGAAGAUUUCAGUCCAUCCAUGCCUUCUCAUCCUUUGCAACUCUUAGAAGAUCCAUCCAAGGGACACUAUGAAUGAAGAGCAGUUUGUAAACAUUGACUUGAAUGAUGACAACAUUUGCAGUAUUUGUAAAUUGGGAACAGAUAAAGAAACACUUUCCUUCUGCCAUCUUUGUUUUGAGCUAAAUAUUGAGGGAGUACCAAAAUCUAAUCUCUUGCAUACAAGAUCAUUAAGGGGCCACAAAGAGUGCUUUGAAAAAUUCCAUUUGAUAGCAAACCAGGAUUGUCCUCGAUCUAAACUCUCCAAAAGCACUUAUGAAGAAGUCAAAACUAUAUUUAGUAAAAAGAUAAAUUGGAUUAUACGGCAUGCUCAGAAUAAGGAUGUAGAGACUGAUUCUGAAUGUUCUAAAACUUCCCAGCACUCACUUUUAAAUUUUAGACAUAAGUCAGAUAGAAAGUUAUUGCCACAGUUUGAUUCCCAAGUACCAAAGUAUUCUGCAAAAUGGAUAGAUGGAACAACAGUAAGCAUCUCAAACCAUGCACAAAGGAUUUUGGAGCAAAGAGAAUCUACAAACUUUGGGCUUGAUAUGCUGCAAGAUCCAAGUGCCCCUUUCUCCCAUAAUAGUGUUUUGUGGUCUCAUCACCAGCAAGCUCAGAAAAAAGAAAAGAAAGCCUCUGUUUCAGAUAUUAGUGACCAGAGACAACACACUUAUUAUACCAGAGAACAAUUGAAUUCGAUGAGCCUUGGUGAGGUAGAGCAGCUGAAUGAAAAGCUUCACCAGCAAAUCCAGGAAAUUUUUGAGCAGCUGGCACAUCAAGUACAAGAAAAGGAUUCUUUGGCUUCAGAACUCCAUGUCCGACAUAUUGCUAUUGAACAACUACUUAAAAAUUAUUCCAAGUUGCCAUGUCUUCAAGUGGGGAGACAAGGAAUGAAGUGCAACCUUCCCAUAAGUAAUUGA